GCGACACGGACUCGUCUCGUCCGCCGCUGCUGUUCGGUUCUGUUCGGAUCUUCUGGUUCGGUUCGGUUCUGUUCUGUUCUGUUCGGUUGUUCGGAUCUGUUCGGUUCUGUUCGGUUGUUCGGAUCUGUUCGGUUCUGUUCGGUUGUUCGGAUCUGUUCGGUUCGGUUCGGUUCUGUUCGGUUCUGUUCGGAUCCUCCUCGUCGACCCACCGACCGGCACCGGACAGACGUGUGACGGUUGAUAUCGGUCAGAAACUGAUCGAAUCGAUCGAUCAGCUGCUUCAGGAACAUUCAUCUAUGAUAAGAUGUCACGUGCUGAAGGUCACACUGCGGUGAUGUCAUCACUCCUCUUCCUCCUGCCCUUCCUCAUCCUCUCCCCCACCUCGUCGCUGGAGUUCCGUUACCACAACAACCGUGAGAUCGAGCAGUACCUCCAACAGAUCGGCACCGCCAACCCCGACAUCACGCACAUGUACAGCAUCGGCCGGUCCGUCAGAGGUCAGCAGCUGUGGGUGUUGGUUCUGGGCCUAAGUCCUCGGAGUCACACCCUCGGGAUCCCAGAGUUCAAAUAUGUGGCCAACAUGCAUGGAAACGAGGUUCUCGGCCGAGUGCUGCUGCUCCAGCUCAUCGACGACCUGGUGCGUGGUUACCGCGGCAAUGAAUCUUGGUCGCAGCAGCUGCUGAACAGCACCCGCAUCCACAUCCUCCCAACGAUGAACCCUGACGGCUUCGACGAGGCGGGUACACACUGCCAGUACAGCCAGGGCAGGUUCAACCAUAACGGCGUCGAUCUGAACAGGAACUUCCCCGACGUCUUCGCUGGUCUCCGGCGGCAACAGCAGCCUGAUGACGAGACGAGGGAGGCAGAGGUCCGGGCUGUGAUUGGCUGGUUGAAGACUGAGACUUUCGUUCUCUCUGCAAAUCUUCAUGGAGGAGCUCUGGUGGCCAGUUACCCCUACGACAACAGCAACGGGGGCAGCGAGCAGGUGGGCGGGGCCAGCAUCGCCCCUGACGACGACGUGUUCGUUAAACUGGCCAAGGUUUACUCCUACAACCACGGCUCCAUGCACCGGGGAGGCGGCUGCGAUGUCGGAGCAUCAUUCGUAGACGGCAUCACCAACGGAUACCUGUGGUAUCCUCUGGAAGGUGGGAUGCAGGACUACAACUAUGUGUGGGCUCAGUGUCUGGAGCUGACUCUGGAAGUUUCCUGCUGCAAGUUUCCUCCAGUCAAUGAACUUCCUGCUCUGUGGGCGGACAACAGGAAGUCGCUGCUCGCCUUCAUCCAGCAGGUCCACCUGGGGGUCAAAGGUCGUGUGUUUGACGGCUCCGGGGUGCCGGUGCAGAACGCACUUGUGGAGGUCAAAGGUCGCAAGAACACGUGUCCGUUCCGAACCGACCGACACGGAGAAUACUUCAGACUUCUGCUGCCCGGAACCUACAGCUUCACAGUGACGUACCCGGGUCACAAGGUUCUGACGGAGACUCUUACCGUGCCGUACGGCCCCGACCUGUACUCCGCCAUGACACACGACUUCCUGCUACAACGCAGCGAUGCUAAUUCCACCCAGGCUAACCCCACCAGGGUUCCCCCCACCGCCACGCCCACCUGUAACUACACGUUAAACCUGGAGGGAGGUGGCGCCAUCACCACGCCCACAUGGACGGGGCUGAGUGCGGGGCUCGUGUUUGUGGCGGCGCUCCGAUCCGUGACUGACUGAAGCCGCCCGGCGCCCGGCAGAAGGUCACAGGUCGAAGCGUCCGCCUCCAGAGAAACAAACAAUAAGAGCACGUUGGUCCACCAGAGGUUUUGACGCCAGGAUUUGGGGUUUUCCACUCACACACGCAGCUUUGUGAGCGAGGCUGGAUCAAAAAGCACAGGUCACGACAGAAGGUGGCGAAGGUCGAGUCCACCGUGUCCUCACAAGUCGGCGCUGGACGCUGAGGAACAACUGGAAAAGCACACGUGUGAAUUUAACAGAUAUCAUUGGCCAAAGGACGUCACGGUGGUACAGUGGUUAGCACCGUCCCCUCACAGCGAGAAGGUUCCGGGUUUCGACCGGUGUCUUUCUGUGUGGAGGUCCCAUGUUCUCCCCGUGUCCAAGUGGACUUCUCCAGCUUCUCCCCUCAGUCCAAACACGUGCACGUUAGUAUUAGCUUCAUUGGAGACUCUAUAACUUGUCUGUAGUGUGAAUGGUUGUUUGUUUGUCGCUGUGAUUUGAUGAUGACGUGUCCAGAACGUUUCCUGCCUCUCGACCAAUGUCGGCUCCCGAUGACGCUCAAAGUAUUAGAAGUAUAGACGAUGGACAACGGCUGAAUUCCAUUUCGCUGCUUCAGGUUCCUGCUGGUUCCUGUUCAUGAGGAAGCUGUUUCCACUCGAGGCCUUCGAGCUACAACAGCUUCCUCUGGUUCGGACUCGAAGAGGUUUUCACAGGUUUACUUCACCGAGCACGUGUGAUGCACAUAUUCUGCCUUUAAGCUCAUUUUUUCACCUUACGUACGAAAAGAGAAACGUCCGUUUAAAAUUACGUAACCGUCUUUUACUUUGGCAUGUUGAUAACAGUACGUCCUCUAGAGGGCAGCGAAAGAGGCAAAAGCAGCCACGUUGCAAACAGCUGUGGUCAAACUUUCUCACUCACUUUAACUAUUGGCUACCCUGAAGCUCUCGACUCUGCGCUGCCCCCUGGUGGAUGUAUUGCCUCACAACGUUGAGCAUUAAUUAGCCUUUACAUUGAUUUUCCUGACGUAGAGAAUUUACCCAGCAGAGGCGAAAAUAGAACAAAUUCAAUAUUGAAGGAAAAAAUUAACUAGAACUGAAACUCCGAGUGCAGCUCGGAGUCGUCUCACAGGAAUAAGAAGCGUUUGGUUUAUUGACUUGAAGAAGGUCACGGGAGGAAAAAGGAUUUUAUCUUAGGGACGACUCUUCCCUGUCGAGGCGCUAACAGCUUGUGACGGAGGUUUAUUAAGGGAGGUGGAGCUCGACUGUCAUUUCACAUGUGAGCAGCAGAACGUCAACACUCACAGGACGAUGGUGUGUCUUCAGAGAAGGUUUAAAACCAGAUGAGGACGUGAAGUCGUCAGAAACGAUGCUGGUGAGCGACACACGUCUGAACUCCUCUGAGGUGCGUUUGAUUUACACGUCAGCAGAGCAGCUGGUGCCUGAGUCAUCAGACGAGUUCACACAGGAGUUUUCUGCUUGUUUCAUCACAUUCACUCCUCCGGUGGUUUCACGUCUUCAGGCUUCUUCAGACUCUCGACACAGACGGAUGCUGGGACACGGAUUCAUUCAAACUUCACAACUUGUGUUUCUCUGCCGCUGAAGAGACGAUUCUCACUUCACUGUAAAGCACAAGUGAAUAUUAUAUUUCUCCUGUUUAUUCCUGCUUUAACACCUUUUUAUAUAUUUAUAAAAUCACACUAAAACUAAAUUAACUUAAAAUUUACAUUAAAAAUGUAUAUAACAAAAAAAGAAUAUAACAAUAAUAAAUAUUUAGCUGAUCUGAAUAAAUAUCACGAAAAAUAACCAGAAUUUAUUCGAAUUUUUAAAAAACAAGUAAGAUUAAAAGCAACUCAAAGGCUCCACCUGGUGGCAGAAGCUGUGCAGCACAUCCAACAUCAGGAAAAUACUCAGUUAUGAACAUGUUUGUUUUACUUUGUAGUUUAAACCAACGUUACUCGAGUAAAUGUUUAAAAAUAGAUGUUCUAAAUAUCAAGGUAUUAAUGCAUGAUUACAAGUGAACCUGUCAACUUGUAUAAACAUAAAAAAGUCCUUUACAAUCUGAACUAAAGUAAGUUUAUGGAACACAGAGGAGUAAACGAGAGAAGAGUCAGACGACAGAUUAUUAGUGAAUAAGAGUCAAACUAGUUAUUUGAAGUUUAAUUUUGAAGAACUCCGCAGAUCUUCUGAAGGAAAUCUGACCAAACGCUCGACGACUGAAUCCUUCGCUGCAGCUCAAACAGUAUCUGUACACAUACGCACAGUAUUUAUACACAGUCUGCACAGUAUUUAUACACAGAAUACGUAUUUCAGAGCAGGUUCGAUAAACAGCCGCUGUCAUUCCUGUUUGUGACACAGGUCAGAGGUCAGCGUACGUCCUCGGCUCAGAAACUCAGCGGCCUUCUGCACAUUUCUGCCAAAUAUCAGGUUUUUGUACUUUUCUACUGUUUGAUAUUAAAACGCUGUUUGAUAUUAAAACGCUGUUUGAUAUUAACCCGAUAAUAAAGAAUCCUCGGUGCCUGUUAAACGUGGAGCGACUGACGGUUUCAGUCACAGAGAAAAACAUCCAAACCUCAAUCGAGUUUUCUUGUGUCUGAUGUUUCGUCACAUCACAGUUUGGUGCAUGAAGGAAACGUGUUGAGAAAUAAAAAAUAAAAACUGACGAAUCGU
Hippoglossus stenolepis (Pacific halibut) is the source of this 4383-nucleotide messenger RNA. It is a transcript of the gene cpm, whose product is annotated as carboxypeptidase M. The record is from RefSeq and is a predicted model, not a curated record. Bases 305 to 1717 code for a protein of 470 amino acids. Gene Ontology annotation, cellular component: cell surface. Gene Ontology annotation, molecular function: metallocarboxypeptidase activity; zinc ion binding. Gene Ontology annotation, biological process: proteolysis. Lineage: Eukaryota; Metazoa; Chordata; Actinopteri; Pleuronectiformes; Pleuronectidae. The transcript is spliced from 10 exons.